Molecule: messenger RNA, 2604 nt
Organism: Oryzias latipes (Japanese medaka)
Lineage: Eukaryota; Metazoa; Chordata; Actinopteri; Beloniformes; Adrianichthyidae
Product: kelch-like protein 9
Biological process (GO): regulation of cytokinesis; protein ubiquitination
Cellular component (GO): Cul3-RING ubiquitin ligase complex
Molecular function (GO): ubiquitin-protein transferase activity; cullin family protein binding
Source: RefSeq, a predicted model, not a curated record
GAGGUGAUGAUGUUUCCUCACAAGCUCCAAACCUCCCAGCAGCGGUGCGAGCGUGGGGUGCUGCAGCAGACAGUUUUUCUCCUGCGAGGUCUUCUCUGAGAUCUGCUGGUGGAAACGAACAGGCUGGAGGGAGGCAUCGCCUCCAGUUUGCUGAGGAAGCUGUCCUCUAGGAAGUCUGAGCGGCGCAACAGCAACCCCCCGCCUCCAGAAGCCAAUGAAAUGGGAUUAGAGAGCGGCUCGAACCGACUGAGCCAAAGGCUGUCCCGCCUGGGCAGCAGGCAUCGGUCCAGGGAUGCUCAGAGACCUCCAGCUCAGCCAGAAAGACCUCCUCCUCCAGCUCCACAAGAUGAAAGGUCCCCACCAGCUCCUUCUCAGCCUCCAGCUCCGCCUCCAGCACCUCUUCCAGCUCCUCCUGUCCCACCAUCGGCAGAAAAGCCCCCUAAGCGGCCCGACAAAGCCACCAAACCCAAGCUGCCCCCUCGGCCCCUCUCCAAGGUGUUCAGCAGCAGCGAACACGGAGCAGCUGUGCUGCAGGGCUUUGAUGUCUUCCGGGGCGACGAGACUCUGUGUGAUGUGGUUCUGGUUCCUGGAGACAGCACAGAAGCCUUCCCGGUGCACAGAGUCAUCAUGGCUUCAUGCAGCGACUACUUCAAGGCCAUGUUCACAGGAGGCAUGAGGGAACAGGAGAUGAGAGAGAUCAAACUGCAUGGGAUCACUAAGACAGGCCUAAAGAACAUCAUCGAGUUCAUCUACACCUCCAAAGUGGUCCUGGACAUGGGCAACCUGCAGGACACGCUGGAAGCAGCAAACUUCCUGCAGGUCAUGCCUGUUCUCAGCUUCUGCAACCAGCUUCUGAGCAGUGAGAUCACGAUUGAUAACUGUGUGGAAGUUGAACGCAUCGCUGACGACUUGCUUUUGGAAGAUGUUCAGCAAAAUAUUGGCAAGUUUGUGAGCGAGAACCUCACAGCGCUGGCGCAGUCCGACCGCUACCUGCAGCUCUCUGAGACCAGCAUGGCCAACGCUCUGGCCAGCAACUCACUGAGGGGUUUCUCUGAGCUGGAGCUCUUCCACAUCGCCAAAGGAUGGCUGGAGCAUGACCCCCCCAAGCGCAGGAAGUCAGUUUACGCCCUGAUGCGCCACAUUCGUUUCCCACUCAUGAGUCCCGGCGAGCUGAUCCAGAUCUCGCAGGACGACGAAGACGAAAGCGAGUCCAUGAUGCGGUCGGAUACGGCCUGUGUUAACCUCCUGCUGGAGGCCAGCAACUACCAGAUGAUGCCGUACAUGCAGCCCGCACUGCAAACCGAGAGGACGCAGAUUCGAUCGGACGCCACGCACAUUCUGGCCCUGGGCGGAGUCAUGCGGCAGCAGCUGGUGGUGAGCCGGGAGCUGAGGCUGUACGACGAGAACACCGGCCACUGGAGAGCCCUGAAGCCCAUGGAUGUGCCACGGUACCAGCAUGGGGUGGCCCUGCUGGGAGGCUUCCUCUUCAUUGUUGGAGGUCAGAGUACCUAUGACACGAAGGGUAAGACGGCCAUAGACAGUGCUUACCGCUACGACCCGCGUUUCAACAAGUGGCUUCAGAUUGCGUCCCUCAAUGACAAACGGACCUUCUUCCACCUCAGCGCCCUGAAGGGGAAACUGUUUGCGGUGGGAGGAAGGAACGCCUCCGGGGAGAUUGACACAGUAGAGUGCUACAAUCUGAAGAAGAAUGAGUGGAGCUUUGUGUCCAACAUGGCAGAGCCUCACUAUGGACAUGCUGGCACCGUUCACGGGGACCUCAUGUACAUCUCAGGUGGGAUCACGCGUGACACCUUCCAAAAGGAGCUGUGGUGUUACGACCCGGUGGCAGACACGUGGAGCCAGCGGGCUGACAUGGUGGAGCUGCGGGGGCUGCACUGCAUGUGCACUGUGGGGGACAGGCUCUACGUCAUGGGAGGCAAUCACUUCAGGGGAUCCAGCGACUACGACGACGUCCUGGGCUGCGAGUACUACAGCCCGGACACAGACCAGUGGACGGUGGUGGCGCCCAUGCCCCGGGGCCAAAGCGACGUGGGCGUGACGGUGUUCAACGGGCAGAUAUAUGUGGUGGGAGGGUAUUCCUGGAACAGCAGGUGCAUGGUUGAUAUUGUGCAGCGAUACGAUCCAGAGGAGAACGCGUGGGACCGGGUGUUCAACGUGCUGGAGCCCCUCGGCGGGAUCCGUGCCUGCACAAUGACGGUUCACCUGCCGGAGGGGUCGGUGGACGAGGCCCAGAUCCAAGACUGCCCCCUACCCACAGCGAAGAUCUGAUCGCCACAGGCAGCGGUGGUGGGGUUUCCGUUUGAACAUCGAAAAAGGACAAAACAGGAAGUGUGUGGGUUGCAAACGCAAGUGCAGCAAACUCUUUUUGCACGACCUUAUUGAGCUUUGUCCUCAUGCAGUUUUCUGCUCCUGGUCUGAGCUGCUGCUCCAGCUCACCUCAUCGGGCUUCUCUUCACUGACCAUCCCAUCAUGUCUCACCAUCUGUGCUUCCCUCUCCAAGGAACAUCAUCUUUGUAGUGUUUUCAACAGGUUCCAGAGCAUUGUUCUCAUAGUAGAGGACACACAUAAAGAAAUUUAAGAUCA